Molecule: messenger RNA, 651 nt
Organism: Peronospora matthiolae
Lineage: Eukaryota; Oomycota; Peronosporomycetes; Peronosporales; Peronosporaceae
Source: the annotation of a GenBank genome assembly
AUGUACGAAGGGAUUGACAACCUGAAAUCCCUUUACGACCGUGCCGGGAAGACUUUCUCCGGCGGUCCUUCUGCGACACAGGAUGUGUCGCGUCGUACUGCUCGACCAGACCCAGUACGUCAACCAUCAAUUGGGAGCGGGGCUCCCAAGAAUCCCAGGACGGGGGAUAGCCGCGCCACCGGACGAGGUAACUCGUCCGACGUCCGUUCACGUCGCGGUGGUUCAACAGCUGCUCAACUAGAUAGCGCUGGCCACCGCGAGAGUCCUCUAAUGGAGGUGGAGGAGGAGGAAAGACGCUCUCCACACGAUCAUGUGGAUCGGUGUGUUCCCGAGAGCUUCUUUGAUCGCGUAACGCAAGGGUUACGCGACGAUCUCGAGCAUGAGCGGAAUAGGCGUCUCCAGAUGGUGGACACUGCCUCGAAGCAUCGAGCUGAGUUUGCCUUUGCUCAGCUUGAGAACGAGAGAUCUCUGACAUCUCUUCGUGACGAGCUAAGGGUAGCUCGUGGGAUUGUUGAUCGGUCUCGGGCUGAGAUAACUGCUCUUCAGACCCUUGUUGAUGCCCACCAUCGGGAGCACAAGGCUCUCUGCGAGAUGCUUGAGCGCAAGGGCGUUCUUCAUCGGAAGAAGCAGCGUACUGAUGGUACGGCUUAA